AUGCAACCAGAAAUUCUUCAGCCUUCAUGGCCAUUCUACAGGGUCAUAAGUUCAGCUAAUCUUGAUCAACUUGGUUUCUGUGGUAUGGAACUGGAUGCCUAUGUUGAUGCCUGUCAAUCCGAUAUUUCCUCUAUGUUUCCUACAAUUUUCCCUGGUGAUGAUAAGUUUGUCCAGUCCCCAGUUUCUUCUGAUGACUUCCAAGUCAAGGCACCAUGUGUGGAAGAUUUGUUGAUGGAGAGCUUUGAGCCUAAUUUCAUCAAUGAAAUGGUGCAAAUAUUCGGUGAGAAUGAAGGAAAUUCUCUUUCACAAGAGCUGUCUAGUGAAGGGGAAGAUGCAUGGAGUCCUAGCCCUUCAAUAAAAUCAAGUGAAACAUCCAUGGACGCGACACCAAUAAUUCCACAGUCGACGCUUGCCUUGCCAGGAGAAGACUCACAGAUUGAAAAUCAAGUGAGUCUGUUUCAUCUACUCAAGGCUUAUGGAGAAGCCAGAGAGAGAGGACAGAGUGAGCUUGCAGAUGUUAUCAUGAGAUGUGUAACUGAGAAAGUUAGUCCUGCUGGUGAAGCCUUGGAGCGUCUCGCCUUUAAUCUAUGCCAAGAUCUUGAGAAGCAAGGGGAUUAUCUAAAACAAGAAUCCUGCAAGAAUUUUGAGGAAGCUUUCAGGGCAUUCUACCAAAUUUUCCCAUAUGGGAGGUUUGCUCACUUUGCUGCUAAUUCAGCAAUCCUUGAAGCUAUUCCAGCUGAUGCAGAGACGAUACACAUAGUGGACUUCGAUCUCGGAGAAGGUAUUCAAUGGCCUCCAAUGAUUGAGGCCUUGGCACACCAGCAAAAGGCAGUAAAAUUGACAGCAAUAAAAUGGAAAAACGAGGACUGCAAUUGGGCUCCGAUGAUUUGGAGUUUCGAUGCAACGAAAAGGCGACUUCUUGAGGAUGCAAGAUACUUUGGUCUAAAGUUAAAGGUAGAGGAGAUGGAGAUUGAGGAUUUGGUGAGUGAGGUAAAGAAAGCAAAUAAAAGAGGUGGUAGAAAAGAGUGGUUAGUUUUCAAUUCUAUGUUGGGACUUCCACACAUGGGCAGAGCAAGGAGUAGAAAACUUGUUGAAGAGUUCCUAAGGGUAGCCAAAGACUUGUUGGCCAAUUCUGGCUACUGCAAAACCAGCAGCAGAGGAAUUAUCACUUUUGGUGAUGGCGAUUCCUGUGAAAAUUUAAAAAAUUGUUCCGGUUUCGGAUCAUGUUUCGAAGGGCAUAUGGUGCAUUAUCAAGCCUUGCUAGAGUCAAUCGAGUCCAAUUUCCCAGUUCAUCUCACAGAAGCAAGAAUGGCAUUGGAGUGCCUCUUUGUGUCACCUUACAUCUCAUCUCAGGAUUGGUUCCACAGAUGGAUGGAGAUAAAGGAAGGUUGCAAUCUUCAGGCUGGAAAUGGGUUAGAAGGAAGGAGGGUGAGCAGAGUGAGUUUGGAGGAAGCUAGAGAAAUGGUGAGUGAAAAGCAGAGUUCUUAUGGAGUAAGCAUUGGAGGACAACAAGAAAAUGAGAUGAUUUUGGAAUGGAAAGCAACUCCAUUAGUGAGAGUUUCUACAUGGAGAAAUUAA
Dovyalis caffra is the source of this 1578-nucleotide messenger RNA. NCBI's taxonomy places the organism in Eukaryota, Viridiplantae, Streptophyta, Magnoliopsida, Malpighiales, Salicaceae. The record is from the annotation of a GenBank genome assembly.